This is a messenger RNA of Thyridium curvatum, 3450 nucleotides long. RefSeq lists its product as uncharacterized. Gene Ontology annotation, biological process: DNA-templated transcription; transmembrane transport. NCBI's taxonomy places the organism in Eukaryota, Fungi, Ascomycota, Sordariomycetes, Thyridiales, Thyridiaceae. The transcript has 20 exons. The record is from RefSeq and is a predicted model, not a curated record. Gene Ontology annotation, cellular component: membrane. Gene Ontology annotation, molecular function: DNA binding; zinc ion binding; transmembrane transporter activity. Bases 1 to 3450 code for a protein of 1149 amino acids.
AUGGAAGUCGAGCAGGACAAGUCCUCUGAUAUCGGACAGGGUGCCACAUAUGAGGUCAUGAAAGAGCCUAGUGCCCCCCGUACGGAGUACGAGGAGUACUUGGAGCUUUCCAGGGUCUUCACUGGCGUUCGCCUGAAGAAGCUUCUAUGGAAGGUCGACUGGCAUGUCCUCCCCCAGCUAAUCAUCAUCUACCUCAUGUCCUAUGUCGAUCGUACGAAUGUCGGAAAUGCGAAACUAUUUGGCGCCCUUCCAGAUCUGAGACUGUCCGGUCAAGACUGGAACACCGCCCUUUCUAUCUUUUUCGUAACCUACGCUUUCGGUGGCGUGCCGUCCAAUAUCGGACUGAAGCGAUUCGGUCCUAAGAUCUGGUUGCCAGCGCUCCUGCUCUCGGUCUCGCUCAUCCUGAUAUUCUCUUCUCUGCAGCAGAACCGGGCUGGUUGGAUGGCGUUUCGUGUUUUACUUGGGUGGUUUGAAGCUGGCGUCUUCCCCGGUUGCUCAUUCGUUCUCACUAUGUGGUACUCCCCAGCCGAGGUUCACUCACGCAUGACAAUAUUCUAUUGCGGUGCUUCUGCCGCCGGCGCUUUCUCUGGUCUCUUGGCGUACGGUAUUGGCCAUCUUGACCAUACAUGGGGAUUCCGUGGAUGGAGGUUCAUCUACUGCAUUGAAGGACUUUUCUCGGUACUCCUUGCCCUCGGCGCGUUCUUUCUUCUCAACGAUACUCCCGCCAAGGUUACAAAGUGGCUCACUCCGGAAGAGCAGAGGUUCCUGGUUCUUCGAAGUCGAUACUCGGCGGGUGGUGAGACUGGCAUUGCUGAAAAGGAAGAAUUCUCGUGGAAAUCAGCCAAGGAUGCUUUCAAGUCGUUCCACAUUUAUGCUAUUGCUGCUAUGGAGUUCACGCUCUGUGUUACGGUUUACGGCUACUCAUUCAUUCUGCCGACUGUUAUUAACAACCUCGGUUACUCGGCAGCCAAUGCUCAAGCGAUGACCGUUCCACCCUACAUAUUUGCAUCCAUCGUCACCGUAUUCAGCGGGUGGUGUGCAGACCGUUACAAGCAGAGGAUGCUUUCUGUGCUUUUACCCAACUUGUUGGCUGUUACAGGCUUUGUCAUCAUGAUGGUCACCGUGAGAUAUCCUCAUCUCACUGGAGUCACAUUGCUUGGUGUUUUCUUUGCCACAGCCGGUCUCUACCCCGUAUCUCCUAAUGUGACAGCGUGGAUUGCCCUGAACCUAUCUGGUUCAAUGAAGCGUGCAGUCGGCAUCGGUGCUAUGAUUUCUUUUUCACAACUCGGAGGAAUUGUAGGAUCCAACAUCUAUAUCGCCGAGCAAGCACCUACAUACCCGGUGGGAUUUGGGAUCUCUCUCGGCAUGCUUUUCGUCUUUGGUGUAGUCUGGCCGAUCAUCUACUAUUUCAUUCUGAAGCGCAUCAACGCAAAGCGUGCAGCAAUCCCUGCCGAGGAAGUGCAUGCCAAGUAUACCGACCAGGAACUAUCCGAGAUGGGUGACCGGAGCCCUCUUUUCAGUACGCUGCUGACGAGCAACAUGAGCACGAAUUCCCCUACGGUGCCUGAGAUACGCCGAGGAGAGAAGCCAUGUCGGAACUGUCGAGCAGCUCAGGUUGACUGCACCUAUGCAGACCAUGAGAGGGUUCUCACCGUCCCGGAAAGUUAUCUCAGAAGUCUGGAAGCCGACCGUGAUCGAAGGAGAUGGGACACGCGAAGCCCUCAAUCAGCUCCUCAUGCCAUUCAGGAUGCAGAUGCCGGAGUUUCCUCAAGCGACACUCGCAAUGUCAAUGCCAACCACCAGACAAUUGAAAACUCUGCGCCCGAGGCAUUCUUGGCCAAGGUGAAUCAACUUCGCCAGAGCACUACCUUUUCAGCCAUUUCUGACCCUUCACUUGGGGACAAUCUGGAUUCUGCAAAUGGCGGCGGGAGCUCAAAAGCAGUGACUGUUCCCAAUGCAUAUGAAUACUUUCGCUUGUCUUUUGACACCUCACAUACUCCUAUCUCUCUCAGUCUUCCACCCUAUCCAUACGCAGUUCACCUCUUGGACCAGUUCGACAUCUAUCUGGCACACGAUUACCACUGGUUCCUCUGCAAAACUUUCAAAAAACGCCUAGAGCGUACCUACAGACAACUCAACUCCCCUGAAUCAAAAGAUCGGCUUUGGCUGUGUCUGCUGCUAAUUGUAUUUGCCCUGGGAGAAACCUUCGUGAACUACCAUACCCCAGUGAUCCAUAUCGACUCGAACGCGAGCUCAGCUUCGCAUAUGGAAGAUCGAAACGAAGACUCCUCGUCGCCAACGGCUCUUCCAGGGACGUCUUUCUUCGAACAAGCUCUCGUUCUUCUCAAGCUACCAUAUGAAGAGCCGAGCAUCGAAUAUGUCGAGCUUCUGAACCUCGCUACAUUCUACUCAUAUUCCUUAAAUCGAAAGAAGACCGCAUACAUGUACGCGGGCAUGAGUGUCAGAGUUUGCAACUUGCUCAGAAUUCAUCAACCCGCCCCGCAGACAUUCUCUGGCGUCGAGCAGGAGCACCGAAAGCGUCUAUGCUGGACAGCAUAUUGCCUCGACAAGAUGACCAGCAGUGAGCUCGGCAUGAUUCCGUCCUUUCAGCCUGGCCAGAUCAAGCUUGAGUACCCGAGCAGUGAGCAGCUGCGACCCGAAGAGGCGUGCGAGUUUCACGAGGCCGACUUUCUCCGUGCGCGUAUCCAGCUGACGUUCAUGAAGGCCGAGGCCGACGUGUUUAUCGACAUGUGGCAGUCCAUUAGAGACGACGUCUCGGAUAUCCAACGGCGUGUGAGGCCUAUUCUGCUGAAGUUGGAGCAAUGGUUCCGGGAUGAUCUGCCGUCAUACAUGAGCUUUGACUGCGAGUCUGGCUUACCCGAAGCGAUGGUACAAAUGCCGAAUAUGCGAUCACUCUGUUCGUUUUAUCUUCGGUGCCAGCAGUGCUUUAUUCUACUGCUCCGCCCUCUGUUCCUCAAACAGAUCACGUACAUUGUCUCCGACGACGUGGACAGCGCGGCACAGGAUGAAAAUCUCAGAGAUUUCAGCAACACCUGUCUCCGCGCUGCGCGGACUAACCUCUCUAUACUGAUCGGCUUGUGGCAUUUGGACAGAAUUGCCAAGUUCGGGUUCUGGGACAGCGUACAUCUCUUCUCGAGCCUGACCAUAUUCUCCCUGGCCAUGUCCGUCAACAGGCGGAGGCCUGGGAGCUUUGAUGAAAAGGACGUGGACUUCAUGACGUACUCGACCGCCAAGGAUCUACUCCGCGACAUGGUGAAAACAGGAAAUCUGGCGAGCAAGGGACACGAGAAGAUGCUCUUGGACGUCGAGGCCCUGGGCGAAGUGCUGGGGGCGAUGCAAACAGACGGAUCCGACUUUGUCAUGGAGCAGUACGACAUGGAUAACUGGAUGGCGCAAGUGCUGAGCAUGGACUCGAUUACCAUGUUUUAG